AUGUCGUUUGUUUCAUGGUUAUCCUUUGUUGGCGAUGAGAUUGGGUUGAAAACUCUCUUUCACUCCUCGUGGGAUGUUUAUAUCAUCAUUGCUUUGAGGAUGAUUAGACUUAUUGGAUUUGGCUCUACGUCGUUGAUACUCGCAUUAUAUUUGAAAGCUUUGGGUAUUGAUGAGUCUUACAUUGGGUUCUUCAUGACACUUACAUUUGUUGGAGAUUUAAUCACCUCAUUCUUGCUCAGUUUAGUUACCGACCAGAUUGGAAGGAAACGCGUGCUUAUAUUGUGCUCGGUUGUCAUGUUGGCUACAGGAUUUGUAUUCACAACCACCGAAAACUACUACUUCCUUCUUGCGACUGCCGUGAUUGGUAUAUUAACACCUUCUGGUGGAGAAGUUGGGCCAUUUAGGACUAUUGAACAAAGUAGUAUUGCUUCAUUGUGCCACCAAUCUCAAAGAUCGGAUAUUUAUGCAUGGUAUACAUUCUUGGGCCUGUUCUGUGCUGCUUUUGGGUCGUUUGUGGCUGGUCUGAUUAUUGAGCUUACUCGAGCAGAGUGGGGCUUUAGUGAAAUUGAGAGCUACAAGAGUGUGUUUGGUUUAUAUUGCAUCCUUUCAUUGAUUGGUGUUGUAUUGUCUUUGUUCAUUAGUGGGGGUAUUGAAGCAAAGAAGCAGCUGAUUGAACCUAGAAGUGAAGCACCAACUGAUGAGGAAAGCACUGAAGGCUCUCUGGCUAAUGAGACUACUCAGUUACUUGCAAAUGAAGAAUCAAAACCAAAGUCCAGUUUCUUUAACCUCCUCCCACAUUUGUCUCCCGAUGUGUACUUGAUUGUGUUGAAGAUCUCGCUUUUGUUUGGUCUCGACUCAUUUGCAUCGUCAUUGACUCCAUUAUCCUGGACUUCGUACUAUAUUAAACGCAAGUUUGGUAUUCCUUCGUCAUACCUUGGUUCUGUGUUUUUCAUCACAGGGUUCAUCAGUGGUGUUACUUCACUUGGAUCAACCUCAAUGACAAAGAGACUUGGUCCUGUUGUCACCAUGGUCGCAACUCAUUUACCGGCAUCUGUUUUGUUAGCAGUGUUGCCAUUCCCCAACUCGUUUGUGGUGACUAUAGCCAUCUUGGUUUUAAGAGCUUCAAUGCAAACAAUGGAUGUAGCACCUAAACACGUAUUCUUAGCUGCCACUGUCCCUGAUGAUGACAGGACUGCAGUCUUUGGAUUUGUUAAUGUUGUGAAGACGUUGGCACAAAUUAUUGGACCUAGUAUCGUUGGGGUUUUGACAGAGAAUGGCUUACAAUGGGUCACUUUCGUAGUUGGAGGUUCGUUGAAGGUUGUCUACGAUCUUGGUGUAUUGGUUACAUUUUUGACGUUCAAUAAAAACGCAGCAUAUUAG
Messenger RNA from Lodderomyces margitis, 1380 nucleotides. RefSeq lists its product as uncharacterized. Gene Ontology annotation, cellular component: fungal-type vacuole membrane. The transcript has a single exon. Gene Ontology annotation, molecular function: transmembrane transporter activity. Bases 1 to 1380 code for a protein of 459 amino acids. Lineage: Eukaryota; Fungi; Ascomycota; Pichiomycetes; Serinales; Debaryomycetaceae. Gene Ontology annotation, biological process: transmembrane transport. The record is from RefSeq and is a predicted model, not a curated record.